Frankliniella occidentalis (western flower thrips) is the source of this 518-nucleotide messenger RNA. RefSeq names its product drosulfakinins (gene Dsk). The transcript has a single exon. Bases 1 to 375 code for a protein of 124 amino acids. The record is from RefSeq and is a predicted model, not a curated record. Lineage: Eukaryota; Metazoa; Arthropoda; Insecta; Thysanoptera; Thripidae.
AUGUCUCGGCGCCGUGCCCCCGCUGCAGCCUGGCUCUCACUCAUGCUCCUCGUGGCGACGGUGGUCUCCGCGGCGCCCAGCGUCGAGUCGGCGGGAGGGGCGUCAUCGGCCAGGACGGUGCGGGCGAGGGUGGCGAGCGGAGGCGGCAGCGGCGGCGCCGGAGCCGUCGGCCUCGGCGUCGGCUCGCGGCUGCGAAGGUUCCCGCUGAUGCAAGUGCCGCUGGACAUCAUGGACGACGACGAGGACGCGCUCUUCGAGGCCAACAAGCGCCAGAUGUCGGACGACUACGGACACAUGCGCUUCGGCAAGCGCGGAGGCGGCGACAACGACUUCCCAGAGUACGGACACAUGAGGUUUGGUAGAGCUGCGCAGUAGCUAACUAAGGAUUUAUGUAUUCAGAUACAGUAUUGCCUAAGGGCUGACUUAGGACCGCAGUCUCUUCCGUUACUGUAAGCCACUGUCAUUCUUCCUAAUAAAGUAGAAAAAAGCAAUCAAAUACAGUUUUAAAGAGCAGUUAA